Messenger RNA from Acanthaster planci (crown-of-thorns starfish), 4365 nucleotides. It is a transcript of the gene vps39, whose product is annotated as VPS39 subunit of HOPS complex. Gene Ontology annotation, cellular component: membrane; cytoplasm. Lineage: Eukaryota; Metazoa; Echinodermata; Asteroidea; Valvatida; Acanthasteridae. Gene Ontology annotation, molecular function: protein binding. Gene Ontology annotation, biological process: vesicle-mediated transport; endosomal vesicle fusion; autophagy. The record is from RefSeq and is a predicted model, not a curated record.
UGUAAUUGUUUGUUGACAGAGUGCCAGACUUUGCAUUUGCACAAUUGUAAUUUGUAGUCACAAAAAUUGAGGGGCGAAAUCUGAUGUUCAAUGCUAACCAUGCAGGCAUUACAUUUCUGAUUUGUCUGAUAAUGUAUGAGCCUUUGUAAAGCUUGUAUGAAACGGGUGGUAUUCAGACCUCUUGGAUUCCGAGGAAUGAGUGUUUGGAUUGAUUUGAGGACCGACGAUGCACGAUGCUUACGAAGAAAGACCGAUCUUGGAGAAACUUCCUUUACAGAUUGAGUCUAUAGCUUGUCAUGGGGACCAGUUACUGGUUGGAACCAAGCAGGGUCACCUUCUGGUGUACAGUGUUACAGCAGGAAUUGGGAACCUGAGCUUUAAGGUAGACUUGCUGAAGUCCUUUAAGUCCUUCUCCAAAAGGCCUAUUCAACAGCUGGCAUGCAUUCCAGAGCUGCAAAUUCUCAUCAGCCUAUCAGAUGCUGUCAUCAACGUGCACGACCUGAAUCACUUCUCACAGAUCACCAGCAUAGCCAAGACCAAAGGGGCCACUCUCUUUGCCAUCGACCUGCAGAAACUGACCACAGAGAGCGGCAGUUCUACCUACAAUCUCCGUCUGUGCGUCGCUGUCAAGAGGAAACUGCAACUCUUCUACUGGAAGAAUAGGUCCUUUGAAGAUGUCAAGGCUGAGCUGGGUGUUCCCGAUGUCCCCAAGGCCAUGGCCUGGUGCGGCAGCUCCCUGUGUGUCGGCUUCAAAAGGGAUUACUUCCUGAUUAGGGUUGACAAUGGUGAACUCAAAGACCUUUUCACUACGGGCAAUGCCACGCAGGCCGAGCCCACGGUCACCAGACUGUCAGAAGACAUGUUGGCACUGGGACGAGACAUGAUGAGCAUCAUCAUCGACUCGGAGGGACAGCCUGCCAAGAAGUACGCCCUCACGUGGUCAGAUUUCCCAAUAGUGCUUGAGCAUGACCAGCCCUACAUCAUAGCUGUGCUGCCUAAGUACGUGGAGAUUCGAACCGUGGACCCCCGCCUGCUGGUACAGACCAUCGAGCUCAACAAGCCGCGCUCCAUCACCAUAGGAAGUGGUCAUGUGUACGUGGCAUCCCAACAUUACAUAUGGAGACUGGUACCCAUCCCCAUCACCACACAAAUCAAGGCACUUCUCGCCGACAAGCAGUUUGAACUUGCCUUGCAUUUAGCCAACAUGACAGAUGAAGUUGAAGCAGACAAGCAGAGACGAAUUCAGCACAUCCAGAACCUGUAUGCCUUUGAAUUGUUCCAGCAGCACCGCUUUGAAGAAUCCAUGAAGAUGUUUUCUAAAUUAGGAACAGACCCCUCCCAGGUGAUAGGCCUCUUUCCCGACCUUCUCCCCAAGGAGUACCGCAGUAAGCUGGAGUACCCCAGCAACCCCACGGAGCUGACGGGCCAGGCCAUGGAGAAGGGGCUGACGGCCCUGAUCGAGUACCUGACCCAGAAGCGGCAGGACCUGAUGAAGGCGUCGGGCAAGGAGCUGAACCAGCCCUCCACCAUCGUAGAGGGCUGCGCCACCGUCACCUCCCGGAAGCAGAUGAGCCUGAUCAUUGACACCACGCUGCUCAAGUGCUACCUGCAGACGAACGAUGCCCUGGUUGCGCCACUCCUCAGACUCAAAGACAACAAUUGUCACCUGGAGGAAAGUGAACGUGUCUUGAAGAAGCACCAGAAAUAUGGGGAGCUCAUUAUACUCUACGAGAAGAGAGGACUUCACAGAAAAGCCUUGGACUUGUUGCUCAGACAGUCGCAGAAGCCCAACAGCCCCCUGAAGGGUCACGAGAGAACGGUGGCUUACCUCCAGAGGCUUGGCCACGAACACAUGGACACCAUCUGUGAAUACGCCAAAUGGGUCCUGAAGGCCCACCCGGAGGAUGGACUUAAGAUCUUCACAGAGGACAUUCCUGAGGUGGAGAGCCUGCCCCGAAUCCGUGUCCUGGACUACCUGAUGACCGUGGUCAAGAGACUGACGGUGCCCUACCUGGAGCACGUCAUCCUGACCUGCGGGGACACCACCCCUGAAUUCCACAAUCGACUGAUCCACCUCUACAGGGAGAUGGUGCAGGAGAAGAUGGCGGAUUACCUUCACACCUUGCCCGAAGGUCAGCUUCCCCCGAGAGCAGGCACCGAGCCGGGGGAGUUUGGCGAACUGAGGAGGAAAUUGCUGUUUUUCCUGGAGACGUCAUCUUCUUACAUUCCGGAAAGACUUCUCACACAUUUUCCCUUUGACGGAUUCUAUGAGGAGAGAGCCCUCCUUCUAGGCAGGCUAGGCCGUCAUGAGCAGGCCUUGGCCAUCUAUGCUCACGUCCUGAAGGACACCAGGAGAGCGGAAGAGUAUUGUCGGAGGAAUUACGCAAGGGAUCCACAGACAAAUAAAGAUGUGUACCUGUCGCUCUUCAAGACUUACAUCAAACCACCUGACGCAAGCUCCCUGCGGAUCAUGGCCAGUAUCGAACCCUCCAAACCCAACAUUAAAGCUGCCCUGGAAGUCCUACAAUUCCAUCAUGACAAAGUUGACACAGCUAGGGCUCUGGAGAUGUUACCUGAGACUAUUCAGGUGUCAGACGUCUGCGGCUUCCUGGAAGGAGUCUUGGAGACCAAGGCUAAGCACAGGCGCAACAACCAGAUUCUCAAGAGUCUCUUCUUCUCUGAAAACCUCCAGGUUCGGGAGCAGCACAUUCACUACCAAAGCCAGAAGUGUGUGAUCACAGAGGAGCGUAACUGCCCCGUCUGCAAGAAGCGAAUGGGCAACAGCGCUUUUGCCCGCUACCCAAACGGUGUCGUCGUACAUUACUACUGCGCCAAAGACAGAUCCGUCUGCCCAGUAGAACCCACAUGAUGAAUGGGGAACAUUGGUCGAUCUCUCUUGGUCUAUACAGAUUGUUUUUAGUAUCAAAUUAUCAAUCUGUCAUUGUUUAGAAAAAACAAAUUUACCCUUGCGUUGUAUCGCACUCGCCAACAAGGGAAGAAGGGUGCCAAAAAUUUCAUUGUCAGUGACUGAAAAUGUGGAUUUUAACAAAAACCCAGAAAGUCUUCCAACAGGAAAUUGGGUUUAAUAGGUACAGCAUCAUGUGAGGCAUUUUUCUCAGAAUUCUUUGCAUAUUGCAUGAGACCGUGAAAUUUAUCUUUUAUCUAAAAGAAAGAUCAUUGUGACGCUGCUGUAAAAGUAACAAGUUGAAGAGGUGUGAAAAAUUAAAAGCUCAAAUCUGAAUAGUUCUGAACUGAUGUUGAGAACAAUUUAAAGAAGCUUGAUUUCUUGUGAUAUACACGUACAAGAACACAUUAACAAAUGUGCAUGUGUAUAAGCACAUCUAAGAACUUGUGUGAGAAAAAAACAUUAGUUUUAUCGCUGCAUCGUUGAAAAUUCUUUCUAGAUUGAUGUGUCUCUCCCCCAAUUAUUGGACUGUUCCAUCCUUCUUACGUCUGUUCUCUAUUUUGGUUUUUCAUCAUAGAAUGUAUUGGAAACAAUGUUUGUGCUAAUUUUAUAAAACAAAGCUUAUUUAAUAAUGCAUGUAUUUGUGAGAUGUCUCAUUUUUUUAUCCGGUGUCAAAAAAGGCACCUGUGAAUAUGCAGGAUAUUUUGCUGUUGGACAAAUUCUUAAGUCUUCCCCGAGGGGAUCACUGCAUUUGGUAACCAUGUUUCAAGAAUCCACUGUCAGAAGGCCACCAGGUGCUGUCAGCAAGCUCCGACAAGAAACACUGGUUAAAACAGAGUCGGUGGAUGACUGCACCUUCCUCCUAUCCUGUACAUGGUCCCUGCAUCAGUGCAUGUAGAUAGAUGUCCAGUUCUCGUUUGAGGUUAAUUCCACGCCAAUGGUGAACUCCCGUGACCCUGAUUGAGCCAAUUAGGAUAAAGAAUUAGUCGGUGGUUGUUCAGACUCAUAACAAUGAUCAAUGCUAGCCAGAGACUCCUGUCUGAUACACAAUUGAAUAUUGUCCUCAGUCGAUGUGGAUAGAGUGAAUGAGUACAGACCUGUGACCUAUCUGCUACAAUGAAAAUAUUAUAGGUGUGUUGAACUUGUUGCUUUAAGGUUGCAAGAAGCUUCAAAUCUGAGUGAAAGAUUUUGUUGAAUACCUUGUGUAUUAUUUGAAAUUAAAAUAACAGUAUUUUUUCUCAACAUUUGUAAAAAAUAAAUUGUAAUUGCUCACUUGUAAAUAAUGUCUUGGAAGAAAUUUCUGUUAUCUCUCUACUCCAAAACAUUUAAAAUGGUAAUAGUUGAACAUGCACCAGUCAAAAUAUGUUCCAUCAGAUCUGUAAAUAUUUGGAUCUUAUAAUUAGCAACUCCUAAGUGAAGAAAAUUGUUAUUCAAUAAAUAACAGAUUAAAUCUAACUUUA